AGCUUGGCCCGUACGGGAGGUAGAUGGCCGUUCCGUCGUUCGACCACCUGCUCACCUCUGGUCGACGGCGCGACGUUGCUCGAGAUGUACUGCCAACGAACGACCCGUUCCCGACAUCGUCCUUUCGGCUGCAUCCGUUUAGGACAGCUCGAUGCAAUGCUGAGCUAGCACUAGCUGCAAGAGGAUCUAUCCCUCGCGCCCAUCCGGACACCUUACGGCCUAUCUUCGAACGAUUUGCUUCCAAAGUGGGCAAAGAUGGCAAGAAGUACAUGACAGCAGAGGAUUUUAUUAGGAAAUAUCUUGGCUUGUACACGGAUGAAAACUAUAAUCGUGAAUCUGUCCGGUUAUUAGCAUCUGCUGCGGAUACCACAAAGGAUGGAGACAUCUCUUUUGAAGAAUUUUGCGCUUUCGAAGCCCUCUUAUGCAGCCCUGAUGCGCUUUAUCUUACUGCAUUCGAAAUUUUCGACCGAAAUUCUUCCGACUCGAUCACUUGCGAUGAAUUUGAGGCAGUCAUCAAGCAUACACAACCUCUUAUCGACAUGGAUUUCGAUUUUAAUUCUGAAUUCAUCAAGAAAUAUUUCGGAGUUGAUAAACAGAGAAACAUUACAUACCACGCCUUUACGCAGUUGUUGCACGAUUUCUACGAAGAGCAAGGAAUGCAAGCGUUCAAAAGGUAUGACAAAACAGGAGAUGGAGCGAUAAGUUCGCUAGACUUUCAACAUAUUAUGAAAACUGUGAAGAACCAUUUGUUGACAGAUUUUGUACGCAAUAAUCUUAUUGCUGUUUCCGGAGGAGGUGCCAGUGGACAUAAGGUCACAUUUCCGUACUAUGCCGCGUUCAACAGUCUGUUGGCAAAGAUGGAACUCAUCAAACGAGUUUAUGUAAGCCAAGCCAGGGGGAAUUUGGAUCUGGAGUUGACAAAGGAAGAAUUCCUGCAAGCAACACAAAGUUAUGCUCAAAUAACACCCUAUGAGGUCGAGAUCUUAUUUCACCUCUCCGAAUUGGCGCACCCCGGCAAGAAAACUUUAUCGCUCAAGGAUAUCGAACUAAUAGAUCCUGAGCGACUCAAAAGAAAUUCAGCAACUGAACGUUUGAUCAACGUGAAAGCCGUGGCGAGCAAAGAAGAACGAGGUUUUGGAACGGCGGUGUUAGAAUCGGCCUAUCGGUUCCUGCUAGGAUCCAUCGCAGGAGCAUGUGGCGCCACCGCCGUCUACCCCAUAGAUCUUGUGAAGACGAGGAUGCAAAAUCAGAGGACUUCUGGAUCCUUCGUGGGCGAAGUCAUGUACAAGAACAGCUUGGAUUGCUUCAGGAAGGUCGUGAAGUAUGAAGGCUUACUUGGACUCUAUCGUGGUCUUCUUCCCCAAAUCGUUGGUGUUGCCCCCGAGAAAGCCAUCAAACUGACGAUGAAUGAUUUCGUGAGGGAUAAAUUCACAAAGGAAGGCAAAAUCCCGUUUGCUGCUGAGGUUUUUGCCGGAGGAUGCGCUGGUGGAAGUCAGGUAAUCUUCACAAACCCCUUGGAGAUUGUCAAAAUUCGUCUGCAAGUUGCUGGUGAGAUACAGACUUCGCAUAAGAUAAACGUCUUCACCGUCUUGAAAGAACUGGGAUUCAUUGGACUCUACAAAGGAGCUCGUGCUUGCUUCCUUCGUGAUAUCCCCUUCUCGGCCAUCUACUUCCCAGCCUAUGCUCAUGCAAAAUUGGCCACUGCUGAUCAUGAUGGCGUUAACCAUCCUGGUUCCCUGUUCGCUUCCGCCUUCAUAGCCGGUGUUCCGGCUGCUGGUUUGGUAACUCCUGCAGACGUAAUCAAAACGAGACUUCAAGUAGCUGCAAGAGCUGGACAAACCACCUAUUCUGGUGUUAUUGAUUGUGCUCGAAAAAUCAUGAUGGAAGAAGGUCCGGCAGCUUUUUGGAAAGGAACAGCGGCUCGAGUAUGUCGCUCAAGUCCACAGUUUGCUGUAACUUUGUUGACUUAUGAGGUGCUACAACGAGUCUUCUAUGUAGAUUUUGGUGGAUUGCGACCGACUGGAUCUGAGACCACCGUCUCAAAACCGCUCAUGGAAAGCUCGUUGAAUCCGGAUCAUGUCGGUGGAUAUCGUCUUGCGGCAGCAACGUUCAGUGGUAUCGAACACAAAUUCGGCCUGUUCCUCCCUCGAUUUGAACCUUCAGCUUCAAAAUAGAUUGACCUCAGCUAGUUUAUAAGGACAUACAACGUUAAUCAAUGUAAAGUUCGAAAGAAUAAUUCUUGUACGUGGGCUAUAAGAGAUACCUCGAAAACUGACCUCUUACGUGUAAAUAUUACGAUAGGCGACUCUUAUCCGAUUUUAAUGCUGAUUUACUAAUCGGUUUGCUUUUCUUGUAUAAUCGCUGUACUUUCUAGUUUUCUCCUCUUCAUCGCAGUUGAGCCGAAUUGCACUCAUCCUUUUUCAUUUUAUCUUCGAUCUUCUUAUAAUUUAGGUAUAGGUCAUUCUAAGUCUCACGAAAUUCAGCAGCGAAGCAAGCAUUUAACGGGAGAGAUAGGAUUGGAGAUUUUUAUUUGAUUGCUUAAUCGCUAAGCAUCUACUCCGUAAGUGCAAUUCUGACAUAUUUGCCUAACAGCAGCUACUGCCUUGAAGUUACAUAAGGAGCUUUGUACCAUUUUUUACUGUUGAAUAAUAGGAUGAAAUGAAUCGUUUAUACAUU
Molecule: messenger RNA, 2676 nt
Organism: Cylicocyclus nassatus
Lineage: Eukaryota; Metazoa; Nematoda; Chromadorea; Rhabditida; Strongylidae
Source: the annotation of a GenBank genome assembly